AUGUUCCUUCUACUUCAUUUCAUCGUUCUGAUGGAUGUCAAAGAUCAUGCACUGGCUGAAGGCAGUACAAUCACUCCUUUGUGCCCAAAAGGAUAUUUUCCCUGUGGGAAUCUCUCCCAGUGUUUGCCUCGUGCUUUUCACUGUGACGGCGUGGAGGACUGUGGGAACGGGGCUGACGAGGAGAACUGUGGAGACACUAGUGGAUGGGCGACUAUAUUUGGCACAGUCCAUGGAAAUGCUAAUAAUGUGGCAUUAACACAGGAGUGCUUUUUAGAUCAGUACCCACAACGCUGUGUGUGCAAAGGAUCUGAGUUGGAAUGUGUAAAUGCUGGCUUGAAGUCUGUGCCGAUGGUUUCUAGCAAUGUGACGUUACUGUCUCUUAAGAAAAACAAUAUUCACAGUCUUUCAGAUAAAGUUUUCAUCAAAUACACAGAACUUAAAAAGAUAUUCCUCCAGCAUAACUGUAUUACAUAUAUAUCCAGAAAAGCAUUCUUUGGAUUACAUAAUCUGCAAAUACUAUAUCUCAACCACAACUGCAUCACAACUCUCAGACCUGGAGUCUUCAAAGACUUACAUCAGCUGACUUGGCUAAUUCUAGAUGACAAUCCCAUAAACAGAAUUUCACAGCGGUUGUUUACUGGAUUAAAUUCCUUGUUUUUCCUGUCCAUGGUGAACAACCACUUACAAGUCCUACCCAAGCAGAUGUGCGCCCAAAUGCCUCAGCUCAACUGGAUGGAUUUGGAAGGCAAUAGGAUAAAAUUCCUCACGAAUUCCACCUUCCUGUCGUGCAGUUCUCUCACAGUGCUGUUUCUGCCUAGAAAUCAAAUUGGUUUUGUUCCAGAGAAGACAUUUUCUUCAUUAAAAAAUUUAGGAGAACUGGACCUGUCUAGCAAUAUGAUAUCGGAGCUACCACCCCACAUUUUCAAAGACCUGAAGCGUCUACAGAAACUGAAUCUGUCGUCCAAUCCUCUUUUGUAUCUCCACAAGAGCCAGUUUGGAAGUCUUAAACAACUUCAGUCUUUAGACCUGGAAAGGAUAGAGAUUCCGAAUAUAAACACACGGAUGUUUCAACCCAUGAAGAAUCUUUCCUACAUUUAUUUCAAAAACUUUCGAUACUGCUCCUAUGCUCCCCAUGUCCGAAUAUGUAUGCCCUUGACUGACGGCAUUUCUUCAUUUGAGGACCUCUUGGCUAACAAUAUCCUCAGAGUAUUUGUCUGGGUUAUAGCUUUCAUAACCUGCUUUGGAAACCUUUUUGUCAUUGGCAUGAGAUCUUUCAUUAAAGCUGAAAACACGACUCACGCUACGUCCAUCAAAAUCCUUUGCUGUGCAGACUGCCUGAUGGGUGUGUAUUUGUUCUUCAUCGGCCUUUGUGAUCUAAAGUACCGUGGGCAGUAUCAGAAGUACGCGCUGCUGUGGAUGGAGAGCUUGCAGUGCCGCCUCCUGGGCUUCCUGGCCAUGCUGUCCACUGAGGUCUCUGUCCUCUUGCUCACGUACUUGACCUUGGAGAAGUUCCUGGCCGUUGUCUUUCCCUUCAGUAACAUUCGUCCUGGAAAAUGGCAGACCCUGGCCAUCCUCAUCUGCAUCUGGAUUGUGGGGUUCUUAAUAGCUGUGACUCCGUUGUGGAAGGAGGAUUAUUUUGGAAACUUUUAUGGAAAAAAUGGAGUAUGUUUCCCACUUUAUUAUGACCAAACAGAAGAUAUUGGAAGCAAAGGGUAUUCUCUUGGAAUUUUCCUAGGUGUGAAUUUGCUGGCUUUCCUCAUCAUUGUGUUUUCCUAUACUGUCAUGUUCUGUUCCAUUCAAAAAACUGCCCUGCAGACUUCAGAAGUGAGGAGUCACAUGGGAAGAGAGGUGGCUGUUGCAAACCGUUUCUUUUUUAUAGUGUUCUCUGACGCCAUCUGCUGGAUUCCUGUGUUUGUAAUUAAAAUUCUUUCCCUCUCCCGGGUGGAAAUACCAGGCACAAUCACCUCCUGGGUCGUCAUUUUUUUCCUUCCAGUAAACAGUGCCUUGAACCCAAUCCUCUACACUCUCACAACCAGCUUUUUCAAGGACAAGUUGAAACAGCUGUUGCACAAACAUCGGAGAAAAUCGAUUUUCAAAACUAAAAAAAAAAGUGUGUCUACUUCCAUCGUGUGGGCGGAUGACUCCUCUGCACUUAAACCUGGGGCUUUGAACAAAAUAAACCUCGAGGACAAUAUAGUGAAACCAAUUUCCUAG
This is a messenger RNA of Rangifer tarandus platyrhynchus (Svalbard reindeer), 2214 nucleotides long. NCBI's taxonomy places the organism in Eukaryota, Metazoa, Chordata, Mammalia, Artiodactyla, Cervidae. The record is from the annotation of a GenBank genome assembly.